This is a messenger RNA of Oncorhynchus kisutch (coho salmon), 1835 nucleotides long. RefSeq names its product EF-hand calcium-binding domain-containing protein 1-like. NCBI's taxonomy places the organism in Eukaryota, Metazoa, Chordata, Actinopteri, Salmoniformes, Salmonidae. The coding region runs from base 1544 to 1783 and encodes 79 amino acids. The transcript is spliced from 3 exons. The record is from RefSeq and is a predicted model, not a curated record.
AGUGCGCUCUGGGCGAUCAUAAAUUCAAAGCGCUGUCACUAGACGCUUUGGCCAAGGAGUAGGGUUGAUCCCAUCAUUCUGACCUCACAACUGCAGUCAAGCACCCAAGCUAACUGGCUAACGUUGGCUAGCUAACGUACUUCCUGACACAAAUGAGAGAACACCUCAGUGUCACCAUUUUACUCAGCCUGUCAGAGCUGGUUAGGCUGUUUUCAUGUUAUCCAGAGCGUUGGUGACUGUAACUGUACUGCUGGCAUCACUUUCAUUACGCAUUUCAUUACGCCAACGUUUACUGACACCGGCCUUAUUCAACGGGUGUUGAGCGUUCGUAAAGUCAUCAGUUAUUCUGCGCUCUGGCACACUCAGACAAGAGUGCUCUGAAAUCGGAGAAGAUAGCCACCCAUACUAUGUAUCAAUCAUGCUCCUCACUUUCUGAGCCAUUGCCUGUAUUAUACGUGCAGCUCUGUGCACGUGGAUUGGAGUUACUAUGGUAACAACAUCAAGUAGCUAACGUUAGUUUUAAAAAAUGUUAUUAUGAACACAACAAAUACAAAAAAAAACAGAAAUAUACAAACAAGAGUACAUAAACCUAAACAUUAAAUAAUGUAAUGAAACAGCAGGGAGCAGGGAACACUGUAAGUAUGAGUUUUGAUAGCUAAUGUCAGUUGGCAGAGAGUCUAUGUUGCGUCCUGAGAUAGCUACGUUACAGUAACGGCUCGCAGAACGUCUUAGUAGCCAACUACCUAGUUUCUUCUUCUCUGCAUUUAUCUAGCUACAGUAGCUAUAUAUCUAAUAACAAAAAGUGCAAACAAAAGAAAAGUGAAUAGCUAUCUAUUGUUGUCUAGCUCUAUUGUUGUCGAGCUCCUCCAACCAAAACUCACCUUCCAUUGAACGUGUUGGCACCACUGUUUAGGUGACAGAUGGGGGCGCUAUAAUCUUGCUUUGUUGAGAUCAUGUCAAGUAUGUCCUGUGAUUAUGCAAAUUAAUAAAAGCAUAUAUCAGUCUACGUAAAUUGAAAUGAUGCAUAUGGAAGCAGUACUAACACUAAACAGAAACGGAGUGUCUGAUCCGACUAUUCAAUGGACACCUGGGGGAUCAGAGUGACAGGAUGAUAGGGAAUGGCCUGGACAGUGGGAAAUUCAGGAAUAUUCCCCACAACACCUUUGGAAUGACUGAUCAUAUAAUCAUGGAUAGAGGUAGGUGUGUCUCUUUUGUCACAUGAAACAGAAUGUAAGCACCAAAUAAAGUAUGAUACUGAUACGGUAAGGUAUCACAAAAAAAUUGGUAUUAUAUUCCAGUCUUUUGCGCAUUUGACAAGGACAACGACAGCUACGUCAGUGUGAAAGAGUGGACCGAGGGACUAUCAGUCUUUCUCCAUGGGACAUAGGAUGAAAAAAAUUAAGUUUAAGAAAGCUAUAAAGUGUAUCAUGUAGGCUUUUCGACUGCUAUCUACGAUAUUUCUACCCAUGUAUGGUCCCCCAUUUGGUUUUCACAGCUUUGAUGUGUAUGACUUGGGUACAUUUCCCGGGAAGAGACGUUCCACAUGCUGAAGAACAGCCUGAUCAGACAGCCCACAGAGGAGGACCCAGACGAGGGCAUCAAAGACCUGGUGGUGAUCACACUCAAGAAGAUGGAUCAUGACAGCAGACUAUCCUAUGCAGACUUUGAAAAGGCAGUUAGAGAUGAAAAUCUAUUGCUUGAGGCUUUUGGAACCUGCCUUCAUGAUGCCAAGAGCAUAUUGGCAUUUGAGCAGCAUGCAUUCCAGUAUCCACUUGAGCGCUAAAGGACAUCACUAAGUUAUUCAUAACACCAUUUUUUAUUUUUUUUAUAAACAA